Artibeus jamaicensis (Jamaican fruit-eating bat) is the source of this 2808-nucleotide messenger RNA. RefSeq names its product cadherin 19 (gene CDH19). Gene Ontology annotation, cellular component: catenin complex; adherens junction; plasma membrane. Gene Ontology annotation, molecular function: calcium ion binding; cadherin binding. The transcript is spliced from 12 exons. The record is from RefSeq and is a predicted model, not a curated record. Bases 234 to 2564 code for a protein of 776 amino acids. NCBI's taxonomy places the organism in Eukaryota, Metazoa, Chordata, Mammalia, Chiroptera, Phyllostomidae. Gene Ontology annotation, biological process: adherens junction organization; calcium-dependent cell-cell adhesion; homophilic cell-cell adhesion.
CUCAGUCAGGUCUGAUGAGACGCCAGGGAAGCAAAAGAAGAAUAAUCUCUUCUACUGUCCCUCGUGUGUUUAACAGGAAUCUUGAACUUCCAUUGCUUCGGAACUGCUAGAAUUUGAAGACAUAGGACAUGAAAGUUACCUAAGAGUUUACAAAGAUUAUAAAGGAUCAUCACAUUUUUGUUGGCAACAUAUUGUUUCUUCUGAGGAGUUUCGGCUGGAGCUGAAGGAACAGAAUGAAUUGUUGCUUUUUGCUGCCUUUUAUGAUGGGAAUUCCUCUCCUGUGGCCAUACCUUACAGCCACCGGAAACUCUAAAACUGAGGAAGUUAAGCACCCCGGGUGGUCUCAUUGGAGAGUGAAGCGUGAUUGGGUGUGGAACCAGUUUUUUGUACAAGAGGAAAUGAAUAGGACUAAUCAUUCCAUUGGCCAGUUGAAAUAUGGGAUAGACAAUGAAAACAAGGAUUAUCAGUACAAGCUUUUUGGUGAUGGAGCUGGAAGUGCUUUUGUCAUUGAUGAAAAAACAGGUGUCUUAUAUGCGGUACAGAAGCUUGAUCGAGAGGAACGAGAGCGCUACACUCUGAGAGCCCAGGUCAUAGACACCAUGACUGGGAGGGCGGUGGGACCCGAGUCCGAAUUUUCCAUCAGAGUCACGGACAUCAAUGACAAUGAACCGACGUUCCUAGAUGGACCGUACGAGGCCAUCGUACCAGAGAUGUCUCCAGAAGAGACGUCCAUCAUCCAGGUGACAGCAAGUGAUGCUGAUGACCCUUCCACUGGCUAUAACGCUCAUCUUGUGUACAGUUUGCUGCAAGGCCAACCGUAUUUCUCCAUUGAAGCAAAAACAGGCACUAUAAGAAUAUCUUCUAAAAUGGACAGAGAACUGCAAGAUGAGUAUUGGGUAAUUGUUCAAGCCAAAGACAAGAUCGGCCUGCCUGGGGCACUGUCAGGAACAACGAGCGUAUUAAUUAAACUUUCCGAUGUUAAUGACAAUAAGCCCAUGUUUCAAACAGGUUUAUACCGCAUGAAUGUCUCCGAAUCUGCACCCACCGGUACUUCUAUAGGAAAAGUCGUGGCCUAUGACAAUGACAUAGGAGACAAUGCAGAAAUGGAGUAUAUCAUUGAAGAUGAUUCACAAACAUUCGAUAUCAUCACUAAUCAUGAGACCCAAGAAGGAAUAGUUGUAUUAAAAAAGAAGGUGGAUUUUGAGCAGCAGAACAACUACCGUAUUAAAGCAAAAGUUAAAAACCCCCAUGUUGAUGAGCAGCUCCUGAAAUACCACGCCGAAACUUCCACCACGAUCAUUAAGGUCCAGGUGGGAGACGAAGAUGAACCCCCCGUCUUCCACCUCCCGAAUUACGUAUUUGAAAUCUCCGAAGGAAGCCCUCCGGGAUCGUCAGUGGGCAGGGUCUCUGCCAUGGAUCCAGAUCAGAAGGGAUCUCCUAUCCGGUAUUCUAUACACGUCACCGGAAGCAGCGAGUUCUGCAUCGAUGACAAUGGCACCAUCUUCACAGUCAGUCCUCUGGAUCGAGAGACCAGUGCUUGGCAAAACCUGAGCAUCGAAGCCGUGGAAGAGUACAAUGCUGAACAGAUUUCUUCCAUUCCUGUAUAUGUACAAGUUCUUAAUAUUAAUGAUAAUGCUCCCGAGUUCUCUGACAACUAUAAGACUUACGUUUGUGAAAAUGCAGACUCUGGUCAGAUAAUUCAGACCAUCAGUGCCGUGGAUAGAGAUAAAUCCAUAGAAGACCACUAUUUUUCCUUUAAUUUAUCUGUGGAGCACACACAGAACUCUAGUUUUACCCUCAUAGAUAACCAAGAUAACACAGCUGUAAUUUUGACUAAUAGAACUGGUUUUAGCCUCCAAGAAGAGCCCGUCUUCCACAUGUCCAUCCUAAUUGCCGACAAUGGACUCCCGUCACUUACAAGUACUAACACCCUUACCAUCCACGUCUGUGACUGUGGUGACAAUGGCAGUACACAGACCUGCAGUGACAGAGACUUCACAUUCUCCAUGAGGUUCCAGACAGAGAUUGUGAUUGUAGUUGCUGUUCUGAUAUGCAUUGUGAUAAUAUUUGGGCUUAUUCUUUUGAUUCUCAGUCUAAAACAACGAAGAAAACAGACUCUAUUUCCUGAGAAAGGUGAAGAUUUCAGAGAGAAUAUCUUCAGCUAUGAUGAUGAAGGGGGAGGUGAGGAUGAUACAGAGGCCUUUGACCUUGGGCAGCUGAAGAGCGGCCCAGUCCUGAGGGAACACAGGACGCGGAAGAGGACAGCUGCCGGGGAGCUCAGCAGCCUGUACAGGCAGUCUCUGCAGGUCGGCCCCGAUAACGCCAUCAUUCGGGAAUUCAUUCUGGAAAAGCUCAGAGAAGCUAACACUGACCCCUGCGCCCCUCCCUUUGACUCCCUCCAGACCUACGCUUUUGAGGGGACAGGGUCAUUAGCCGAAUCACUGAGCUCUUUAGGAUCAGCAGCCUCUGAUCGGGAUGACAAUUAUGAUUACCUUCAUGAAUUGGGACCUCGCUUUAAAAGAUUAGCAUGCAUGUUUGGUUCUACUGUGCAGUCAAAUGAUUAGGGCUGGGGAGGGGGUGUUGGAAGGCUGGGUGGAAAAGGUGAAGGGAUUAGGCAGAAAAAGGAAUCAGACACACACAGUGCUAUGCUGAUUGCCGAAAGGAAAGGGGGAGAGGGAGUGGAAGGAGGCGGGAGAGGACAAAGCGUGAAUAGUGACAGGAAGAGACUUUGGGUGGUGAGCACACAGUGCCGUGUGCAGAUGAUAUAUUGUAGAGUUGUACACUUGAAACCUGUAUAGUUUUAUUAAU